AUGACAAUGAAGAUGUUUGUGUGUAUGCGCUACACUUUUGAGUGCCGCCGCUUAGAUGUUACACAGGGCGGUAAAGCGUACUACGAGACAAUACUUCGGGCCCCUAGGGGGGGAAUAGAGACAGAUUCCGACUCCGAAAGUUCCGGUGUCGAAAACUCUGGGGACUCGCAAUCGGAUGAUAUUCCACUUCUAAACGAGUCAAAAAUGAACGUGCCAGACAUGAAUGGUGUGGUCUUGAAGAAUCCAGAGCCAGUGGCGGGUAGGAGAACUGCCCUGCCUGCUCGACAAUCGAGCCCCCCAACUUUCAGUUUGCUGGCGCUUUUACGAAGCAAUAUUGGACGCGACUUAACGAAAAUGAGGCUGCCUGCCAUUCUGAAUGAACCGCUGAGUGUUCUUCAGAACCUCUGCGAAGAAAUGGAAUACAGUCAAUUGCUGGACGCAGCGGUGGAAAUGAAGGAUCCAAUGCAGAGGAUGCUCUACGUAGCCACCUUCGCUAUAUCUGGCUACGCAAGCACAGCUACUCGAACGGCUACGAAGUCCUUUGCUCCCCUUCUGGGCGAGACUUUUGAAUGCAUCCGACCGGAAAAACAGUGGCGGUUCUUGGCUGAACAGGUGAGCAACUCCCCGCCCACUGCGACAGCCCACUGCGAAUCCAAAUUGUGGGUUUUCGAUCAGGAAUUUGGGAUCAAGUACAAAUUUUGGGGCAAAACCCUGGAGAUCAAUGCCACAGGCGGGUGUCACCUCUACUUCCCUCGGUGGCGAGAGACGUACACGUGGAACAAGGUCACCACUUCGGUUACCAACCUGGUGUCACCUACAGGCCGCACGUUGGACCACACGGGAGACAUGAUGGUGGAGUGCUCGAACAGAGUGACCAGCAGUAUUCACUUCAGCAAGUCCGACACUCGGCGCCAAGACACGUACCGAAGUGUCCGUGGCACCGUUCAACCGCCGCCUGGAUCCUCCGAGCCGCAACGCCCUAUCUACGGACGAUGGGACAAGAUACUUGUUUCAAGGGACGAGAACAAUGACGACCGCUGUAUUUGGAGGGCCAAUCCCCUUCCGUCAAACUCAUCUUACUACUACGGCUUCACGCAGUUUGCUAUUGAACUUAACGAACCUCCAGCGCCAGAUGCGGUUUCUUCUGGUCGUCUGCCAAUCACCGAUACGCGUCUUCGACCGGACAUCCGCCUUCUGGAGCUGGGUAGAGUUGAAGACGCGGAAGCAGAUAAUAAAAGGAUAGAAGACGAACAACGUCGUCGACUAAAGCUUUGCAGUUCACGAGAUGUUGAGGGUAAUAAUCCCUGUAAACCCCUUUGGUUCAGCCAAAAAACAAAGCCUCUGCAAGCAGACAGGCACGGCACCUCGUAUGAGUUCAAUCCAGCCUACUGGCGUUAUCGUGAAUCCGGUCGUGGCUUACGUUUUGGAACUCUUUUAACACAGAUCAUUCGACCCGUGAGCGGUGCUGCGGCCCCUCUUAAAGAUGAAGAUCGCAUUUUUAACAACCUCUAUGGCAGGCAUGAUUGGCAUCUCAAAGGCGCAAUUCAAAGAGGCCGUUGGUACAAGACAAAGGAGAUCAUUUUGAAAGGUCAAGACUGGAUUAUUGAGGAGAUUAAAAAGUCAGGUCUUCGUGGUCGUGGCGGUGCCGGAUUUCCAACCGGUGUUAAGUGGGGCUUCAUGCGUAAACCGGAUGAUGGCCGUCCUCGCUAUUUGGUUGUUAAUGGCGACGAGGGAGAGCCAGGUACCUGUAAAGACCGCGAAAUCAUCCGCCACGACCCACACUCUCUCAUUGAGGGUUGUUUGAUAGCUGGAGUCGGUAACGGUGCUCAAGCAGCCUACAUCUACAUUCGUGGUGAAUUCUACAAUGAAGCCUGUAUCCUUCAAGAAGCGAUCAACGAGGCCUACGAUGCUGGAUUGAUCGGGAAAAAUGCCUGUGGUUCAGGCUAUGCUUUUGACGUCUACAUUCAUCGUGGUGGUGGUGCAUACAUCUGCGGUGAGGAAACCGCUCUUAUUGAAUCCAUUGAGGGGAAGCAGGGCAAACCUCGUCUGAAACCGCCUUUUCCCGCCGAUGUGGGUCUUUUUGGUUGUCCCACGACAGUGAACAACGUCGAGACGGUGGCUUCCUCGCCCACUAUCUGCCGAAGGGGUGGCGAGUGGUUCGCGUCGUUUGGACGGGAGAGAAAUCAUGGAACCAAGCUCUUCAAUAUCUCUGGCCAUGUGAAUAAUCCGUGUACGGUGGAGGAGAGCAUGUCGAUUCCUCUGAAGGAUCUGAUUGAGCGUCACGCAGGUGGUGUGCGAGGAGGCUGGGACAACCUCUUGGCGGUCAUUCCUGGUGGCAGUUCCACGCCAGUCAUUCCAAAGAGCAUCUGCGAAACAGUGCUGAUGGACUUUGACGCCCUGGCCGAGGUGCAGUCAGGUCUGGGCACCGCGGCCGUUGUGGUGAUAGAUAAGUCGGCGGACAUAAUUCGCUGUAUUGCGCGUCUCAGUGAGUUUUACAUGCACGAAUCCUGCGGCCAAUGCACGCCAUGUCGCGAGGGCUGCGCGUGGAUGUGGAAGGUGAUGCAGCGCUUCCGUGAGUACAUUCCUCAAAAGGGCAACGCGAAGGAGGAGGAGAUUGAAUUCCUCAACGAGAUAUCCAAACAAAUCGAGGGUCACACCAUCUGCGCCUUUGGCGAGGGCGCCUCUUGGCCUGUUCAGGGUCUUAUCCGUCACUUCACACCGGACAUCAAGCGUCGAAUUGCCGAGUACUCGGAGAAAAGAGUGGAGGCGUCAGUUCAUCAGGUUCCACAGCCACAACCACCACCGUCUCAGUGGCCUCGACAUCUACCACCAGCCCAAAGGCACACCCGGUUCUCCAGUAAUCUGCCAAUCAACCACUCCUUUGCAAAGGUGGAACCUCAACCGACAUCUCGCCAGAUUGCCAAAAGACCCGCACUGCUGCUAGUGAGACCUGUCUUUACUCAGGCCCCAUUCAUUCCCAAGAAAUACCUUCUCCUCCUCCAAAGUGGUAGAAAGGACGACAACACGGAAAAGUCAUUGACAAAACCGACAAAUGACUGUUGGUCAAGGUCUGCGUAUCCCAAGGCCAAAGACGCUGCGUUCACGUGUUCGACAUGCGCACUCACCCGCCAACCGCAUGCGUGUCACCUGUCAAAGUUCAUCCACCUGCCGAUCAAUGCUAUCGAGUUGCUUUCAAAUUUGACAGUUGCGCGCACACAUGGCUGUCUCGAAUACGACCGACUGUGGACGGUUUUGUGGACUCGUCCUCUUGGUGUACCUCUUACUACUGACGGUGAACCAGGUGACGCCGUCGAGCUUCUUGCCUCUUGUAAGUGCGUCUCUGCCCCCGCCUCAACGUCAUCACCUCACUCGUGUGAGGCACAAGUAAUGACACCUUUGUUUCCCACCGACAGAUGGCGCCGGAAGGGGGAAGGUCAGAGUACUGGAUUGCCCCCCACCUCUGACCAUGAAAAGAAAUGUGGCCUGCAAAUUCACCUACCCCAACUAUGGCCGGCGCCACUUCCCUCGCCCCCUCUCUCGCCCUCGUGCUCGUUUCCGCCAUCCUCUACAGUCGGCAUGCCUUCCAAGUCACCGACGUGUUGUCUGCUCUAUUCUGGCGAGGUAGUCAAGGCGCGAGGUCUCACAACACGCAGGCGGAUCCAAGCAUCACUGCUGCUGCGGACGCGUAGUACAAUGCCCACCUCAGCGUUUGAGCCUUAG
This is a messenger RNA of Echinococcus granulosus, 3720 nucleotides long. RefSeq names its product NADH dehydrogenase [ubiquinone] flavoprotein. NCBI's taxonomy places the organism in Eukaryota, Metazoa, Platyhelminthes, Cestoda, Cyclophyllidea, Taeniidae. The record is from RefSeq and is a predicted model, not a curated record. The coding region runs from base 1 to 3720 and encodes 1239 amino acids. The transcript is spliced from 24 exons. Gene Ontology annotation, biological process: mitochondrial electron transport, NADH to ubiquinone. Gene Ontology annotation, molecular function: FMN binding; NADH dehydrogenase (ubiquinone) activity; 4 iron, 4 sulfur cluster binding.